This is a messenger RNA of Spea bombifrons (plains spadefoot toad), 2866 nucleotides long. It is a transcript of the gene AVIL, whose product is annotated as advillin. Lineage: Eukaryota; Metazoa; Chordata; Amphibia; Anura; Pelobatidae. The record is from RefSeq and is a predicted model, not a curated record. The transcript is spliced from 20 exons. Gene Ontology annotation, biological process: actin polymerization or depolymerization; cytoskeleton organization; actin filament severing. Gene Ontology annotation, molecular function: phosphatidylinositol-4,5-bisphosphate binding; actin filament binding. Gene Ontology annotation, cellular component: cytoplasm; actin cytoskeleton. Bases 156 to 2624 code for a protein of 822 amino acids.
ACACAAACUCUGAAUAUAAGGGUCAUUUUCCUCUUUUAUUGUCAUCUCUUGCUUCUAUACAGCACAGGGCAGUCUGUCUUCUGCCAAGCUGAAGAAGUCGAUGGUCCUGUGUGGAAGGUGCCUCUUAACAGCGUGUGAUCUAGAAGCUGGAAGCCAUGUCGUUGAGCAGUGCGUUUAAAGCUGUUACCAAAACCCCCGGCCUCCUUAUCUGGAGAAUCGAGAAAAUGGACCUAGCGGUAGUUCCACCAAAAGCCCAUGGAAACUUUUUUGAAGGUGAUUGUUACCUCCUACUCUCUACAAAGCAAUCUGGCAGUUCCCUUGUGUACGAUAUCCACUACUGGAUUGGAAAUGACUCUUCACAGGAUGAGCAAGGCUCGGCCGCAAUUUACACUAUCCAGCUAGAUGACUAUCUAGGGGGUAGUCCAGUGCAGCAUCGGGAAGUCCAGGGCCAUGAGUCCGACACCUUCAAAGGCUAUUUUAAGCAGGGUAUAAUUUACAAAAAAGGAGGUGUUGCAUCGGGAAUGAAACAUAUUGACACUAACACAUAUGAUGUGAAGAGGCUUCUACAUGUUAAGGGCAAGAGGAAUGUCACAGCUACUGAGGUUGAAUUGAGCUGGCUCAGUUUUAAUCUUGGAGAUGUGUUUCUGCUGGAUCUUGGCAGAGUUAUUAUACAGUGGAAUGGACCUGAAAGCAACACGUCAGAGAAAAUGAAGGCAAUGCUGCUGGCUAAAGAUAUACGUGACCGAGAGAGGGGAGGACGAGCGGAGAUUGGUGCCAUUGAAGGAGAUAAUGAGCAGGCUUCACCAGAGUUAAUGAAGCUCCUGAUAAGUACACUUGGAGAGAGAACACAGAAAAUUGGACCAGGAACUCCCGACGAAGUUGCAGACCAAGCACAGAAAGCUAAUAUCAUGUUAUACCAUGUCUCUGAUUCUGGUGGGCAAAUGGAGGUGAAGGAAGUAGCAACUCGGCCUUUGGUUCAGGAUCUUCUGAAUCGCCAAGACUGCUAUAUUCUGGAUCAAGGGGGAGCCAAAAUCUAUGUCUGGAAAGGAAAAGGAGCCACAAAGGCAGAAAAGCAAACGGCAAUGUCUAAAGCUUUGGAGUUCAUAAAGAUGAAAGCUUAUCCACACAGCACCAAUGUGGAAACAGUGAAUGAUGGAGCAGAGUCAGCCAUGUUCAAACAGCUCUUUCAGAAAUGGACAAUAAAAGACCAGUCUGUGGGCAUGGGAAAGACCUUUAGUGCCAGUAAGAUUGCAAAGAUCACCCAGGAGAAGUUUGAUGCGUCUUUGCUCCAUGCUAAGCCUGCUGUGGCUGCUCAGGAGCGAAUGGUGGAUGAUGGGAAUGGCAGUGUAGAGGUUUGGAGAAUUGAGAACCUUGAGCUUGUUCCUGUGGAGUCUCAGUGGCUUGGAUUUUUCUAUGGAGGAGACUGUUACUUGGUGCUGUACACAUACCAUGUCAAUAGGAAAGCACACUAUAUUCUCUACAUAUGGCAGGGGCGUCAUGCUUCUCAAGAUGAGCUGGCAGCCUCGGCAUACCUGGCGGUUCAGCUUGAUCAGGAUUUCAACGGGGAGCCAGUACAAGUGCGUGUUUGUAUGGGCAAGGAGCCCCGUCAUUUUAUGGCCAUCUUCAAAGGAAAGCUUAUCAUAUUUGAGGGAGGCACUUCAAGAAAGGGGAACGAUGAGCCUGAACCACCAGUGAGGCUUUUUCAGAUCCGUGGAACAGAACCAUCUAACACCAAAGCCGUGGAGGUUCCAGCCUUUGCCUCAUCCCUAAAUUCCAAUGAUGUGUUCCUGCUCAAGACACAGUCAGAGCAUUACCUGUGGUAUGGGAAGGGUUCAAGUGGAGAUGAACGUGAAAUGUCUAAACAGCUGGCUGCCAUCCUAUCUGAUGGUGCUGAGGAGACACUGGCAGAAGGACAAGAGACUGUGCAGUUUUGGGAACUAUUAGGUGGAAAGGCUCCAUACGCUAAUGACAAGAGGCUUCAGCAAGAGGAGGCAGAUAUCCACCCACGCCUGUUUGAAUGCUCCAACAAGACUGGACGGUUUAUUGUAACUGAAGUUACCAACUUCACCCAAGAAGACUUGGACCCGACAGAUGUCAUGCUUUUAGACACUUGGGAUCAGAUAUUUCUAUGGAUUGGGUCCGAAGCCAACGAAACAGAGAAAAAGGAGGCACCAGUGAUUUCUCAGGAAUAUCUCAAGACCCACCCCGGCGGCAGAGACCCUGAGACUCCUAUAAUCAUCAUCAAGCAGGGAUUUGAGCCACCAAACUUUACAGGGUGGUUUCUGGCCUGGGACCCACAAAAAUGGAGUGGUGGAAAAACUUAUGAAGAACUGAAGAAGGAAUUGGGAGAUGCUGCGGCCAUCAGUAGACUUACGCAGGAUGUAAACGGUGUGUCUGUCUCCCCAACAAGCCCCAUCCCUAGCAGCACCUACCAGUGUUUUCCCCUGGAAGCCCUGAAAGGCAAACAGAAACAUGAGCUCCCCGAGGGCGUGGAUCCCGCAAGGAAAGAGAGUUUCCUCUCUGAUCGGGACUUCCUCGCAGCCUUUGGAAUCACCAGAGGAGAGUUUUAUGCACUGCCUUCCUGGAAACAACUGAACAUCAAAAAACAGCUAGGACUAUUUUAAAAGAUCCUGCAUUUGGCACAUCCACAUGGGCAUUAGCAAAAUGUUGUAUUUGUUUUUUUUUUUAAUACCAAGCCAAUAAUUAAACAUUUUACUGUCAUGAGGCAUGGCGCUGCAUUGGAUGACGUUGCAGGUAAAACACGAGUCAGAUUCUGUGUGCAAGAUCCCGCUGCCAAUAUUACACCUGCUUGACGUGACCUUCUGAGCUUCAUAUAGCAAUUCAUCAAUAAAUCCUCUGCGCAGAA